Gongylonema pulchrum is the source of this 372-nucleotide messenger RNA. NCBI's taxonomy places the organism in Eukaryota, Metazoa, Nematoda, Chromadorea, Rhabditida, Gongylonematidae. The record is from the annotation of a GenBank genome assembly.
GUCAGCGUCAACGUAAGAAAUCUUACAACGCUGAAGACAUUAUUCCUUCGUCAUGCAACAACCGAACGCGAUAUAGUUGAGCGCGCCGCGCAGAUGGCUAUCACACGUUCGCUGAGUUUGAAUCACCAAGGAUUUCUUCCGGCCCACUGCAUCACGCAACUCCUCUCAACCAAUUCAUUUUUAAAACAUUCUGUCCCCAUUCGGGAUUGGAUUGGAGCGCAGAUACUCAAUUGUGCUACACCACUGCAUCCUGUUAUGACACAUUUACUGAAGGCAUAUGCUUCGAGCUGUGUUACGGUUUUUGAAAAUAAAUCCCCAAAUACGCCAUUCUCGGAAGAGUUUAUACUGGUAAGUUCACAAAAACUAACCUAA